Messenger RNA from Mytilinidion resinicola, 510 nucleotides. RefSeq names its product trafficking protein particle complex 1. Gene Ontology annotation, biological process: endoplasmic reticulum to Golgi vesicle-mediated transport. Bases 1 to 510 code for a protein of 169 amino acids. The record is from RefSeq and is a predicted model, not a curated record. Gene Ontology annotation, cellular component: TRAPP complex. The transcript has 3 exons. NCBI's taxonomy places the organism in Eukaryota, Fungi, Ascomycota, Dothideomycetes, Mytilinidiales, Mytilinidiaceae.
AUGAUUCUCUACUCCUUCUACAUAUUCGACCGGCACACCGAGUGCAUAUACAGUCGCAAAUGGAACACCCGGCCCAUAUCCUCCAGCACCAAAAGCGCGCGACCGCAGUCCGGCGUCAGCAUCACGAGCAAUGGCGAUGUCGCGCCGGCCACGCGCAAGGCCCUCUCCAAAGAAGACGACGCGAAGCUCAUCUUCGGCCUGGUCUUCUCCCUCCGCAACAUGGCCCAGAAACUCGGCGGCGAAGACGACUCCUUCCUCUGCUACCGCACCGGCGAAUACAAACUCCACUACUACGAGACUCCCACGCGGCUGAAGUUUGUCAUGCUCACCGACCACGGCGCCAAGACCCAACGUUCAGCGCUGCAUCAGAUAUGGGCACUUCUCUAUGUCGAAUAUGUGGUCAAGAACCCGCUCUCGCCCGUCGAGCAUCCCGGAGGUAUUGGCGUAGCAAACGUGAUGUUUGAGCAGGGACUGGACGCCUUCGUCGAGAGAGUAGUCCUCCCGACUUGA